Molecule: messenger RNA, 854 nt
Organism: Salvia hispanica
Lineage: Eukaryota; Viridiplantae; Streptophyta; Magnoliopsida; Lamiales; Lamiaceae
Product: heme oxygenase-like, multi-helical
Cellular component (GO): cytosol
Source: RefSeq, a predicted model, not a curated record
AGCCCUAUUGCUAAUUCUAGUUGAGCAACACACUUCCUUCAAAAAGAUAAACUCUCUCUCCUCUCAUGAACUAAAGCUAAGCAUCAAAGAAGAAAAUGGAGAUAACAGAGACGUGGCUUCGGAAGCAUCGUCCGAUGUACCUGCGAGCAACUCAACAUCCUUUCAUCCUCUCAAUCCGCGACGCCUCCCUUCCUUUGUCUUCCUUCAAGCGUUGGCUGGGUCAGGAUUACAUAUUUGUGAGAGCAUUCGUCCCGUUUAUUGCUAGUUUAUUAGUGAAAGCUUGGAAAGAAGGUGAUGAUGAGGCAAAUGUAGACAUAAUCUUGAGUGGCAUAGCUACUUUGAAUGAUGAGGUUUCAUGGUUCAAAAGGGAAGCUUCAAAGUGGGGGGUUUCCCUCGACAGUAUCGUCCCUCAACAGGCUAACCUCGUCUACUGCAGUUUCCUGGAAAGCUUGAUGAGUGCACAGGUGGAUUAUACACAGGCCGUAACAGCAUUUUGGGCUAUUGAGGCUGUUUACCAAGAGAGCUUUGCACACUGCUUGGAAGAUGGGUGCAAAACUCGUGAUGAGCUCAAAGAGACCUGUGAGAGGUGGGGCAACGACGGCUUUGGUCAGUACUGCCGCGCCCUCCAAGGCAUAGCCAACCGUCAGCUGGAGAAGGCGUCUGACCAAGUAGUAGAGAAAGCUGAGGCUCUCUUCGUAAGGGUGCUAGAGCUUGAAGUUGAAUUCUGGAACAUGAGUGUUUUAGGAUCAUAAAAGGUGAAGCUUGUAUCUUAAUUUGCACAAAUAAAUGCUAAUUGUUUUGAGUUUACUAACAGUGUCCAUGAUAUAGCAACACUCUGGUGUUUGUGUUUUUCA